GGCAGCUCCGUCUCCAACAUCCGAUGUAUCCUUUGUCCGAUGUAUUCACUAUCCCUUCUCAGCACGUCUAAACCAUCUCAACCUGGCCUAACUUUGUGGUCUACACUGCUCCACCUUAACUGCCCUUAAUGACGAAGACCAGGGGUGACAAACAUACGGUCCACGGGCCAAAACCAGCCUGCUGCGGGGUUUAAUGGGCCGGACAAGUGUUUACAUACCAGCCAACUCUCUUCCCUCCCUUCCUCCCACCUCCUCCUCCUCUGCACGUGCCACCAUUAGUCACUACUGUAUCGUCUGUCUCGAAGGAUGAAAACAUCAAAAACACAAGACUCAAACUGCAGCCACACACCAACUAAAAUGUCCCUUCAGACAGAGUGUGAGGUGGACCGCCUGCCUGCUGGUUUCGGGUCCAGGGACGCUUUCCUCACACCAGGUGUUAAGAGGGACUGGAAAAGGCGACGGCGUGAGCAUCAGAGGCGAAUCGACAGCGGCAGCAGCUGGGAUCCCGUCCGCCCCGAAGCAGGCAGGAGUAAACCGCAGCCGACGUUUGAGCUCAGCGAAGGCGCAGCCAUGCGUUGCUCCACCGUGCUUGCCAUCUUAACCGGCGUGCUCCUGUACUUGGUGCUGGGUGCCGUGGUGUUCCGUGCCCUGGAGGCUCCCCAGGAGGAGGACCAGCAUGGCCAUUUGGUGGCCACGCGUCAGGCGUUUUUGUCAGACUUCAAAUGUGUGGAGCCAGAGAACCUGCAGGCCUUCAUAACGGAGGUGGUUAAUGCCAUUGGUGCAGGUGUGGAUCCAAUCAGUAACAGCACCUUUGUCAGCCAGUGGGAUCUAGCCAGUGCCUUUUUUUUCUCAGGGACUAUUAUCACAACCAUUGGUUUUGGUAACAUCUCUCCCAAGACGGAAGGAGGACAGCUCUUCUGCAUUUUCUAUGCUCUGGUGGGAAUCCCACUGUUUGGUAUCCUGCUGGCGGGAGUCGGAGACCACCUGGGUACUGGACUGAGGAAGACCGUCGCCAAAAUAGAGACUCUCUUUCUGAAGUGGCGCGUCAGUGCGACCAUUGUCAGAGUGAUCUCAGCCGUCCUGUCCAUCUUGUUGGGUUGCGCGCUCUUUGUGGCACUGCCUAUCUUUGUUUUCCAAGAAGUGGAGCAAUGGAGUCUGCUGGAGUCAGCCUACUUUGUAGUCAUCACCUUAACAACUGUAGGAUUUGGGGACUAUGUUGCAGGGGAUUCUGGCAUUGAGGGCAGCGACCGCUGGUACAAACCUUUGGUGUGGUUCUGGAUCUUGCUCGGUCUGGCCUAUUUCGCCUCCAUCCUGACAAUGAUUGGUAACUGGCUUCGGGUUCUUUCUAAAAAGACUAGAGCUGAGAUGGAAGAACUGCGAGCCCACGCCACCGACUGGACUCAAAACAUCCAGAAUAUGUCGGUGGAUUUUCGCAUCCCAGGCAAAAUUGACGAUCCUUUCAAGCGACGGAGGCGAAAGCGUCGCCACGGGUCUCGCAGCCACGGCCACAGUGUGUCAGCCACAGGGGUUCCAAAUGGAAAUGCAGAGCAUCCUGAGAACGGGACCGAUUCCGGAUCUUACACGUCUUCCACCUCCUCCUCCAACGGAUCGUCAGGGUCAGGCUCAGGGUCCGAAACAGACUCGCAGGUCACUCAGACGGAGCGAGUGCCUGAAGAGAAAACCCCCGAGACUCAGAAGUCUCAGGAGGCUCCUCCAGAUCCCCACCUGUCUCAGCCUCUGGACUACUUCGGGGAGAACCUGGCCUUUAUCGACGAGUCCUCCGAUGCUCAGAGUGCUAAGCUACAUUUGGAUCCGCUGCUGGAUCCCUCGCAGUCCAAUUCUGCGAGACCUCAUCAGCACAGGAGAAGACGCCACAGAAGGCCAGUUUCGCAAAGAAACACCCGGAGCAACACGUCGGAUCCCGACAAGAAAGAGCCCAAUGGAAACCCAACGCCAGGCCCAGAUUUACCACCUUUGAACCUCAAGGUUUAACCCAGAGAGAAUACAAAAGAGCUUCACUGUGGUGACAGGGUUCAACCUUCAAGCUGGGAGAGAUGAAAUGAAAUGAAGAGGAGUUCACUGCGUAGCAAUUUAUUUGUGUAUAUGCAAUGCUUACUUACAGACACUUGAGAUGAAAACAUAUUGCAAAUGCCUUAGCCACUUGUGGUGUGCAUUAAUGCCUCAGCAUGCGAGAGUGUAUGCCUCAUUGACGAAUUACUCUGAAGUGAUUCCUAUGCCCAUGUUACUUUUACUUUUCACGAAGAGCCGCUGCUCUCAUCUGCGCCAAAACAGAAAUGCACUGCCAUUUCUCCGUACCGGGGCUCUCUGCUGUUUACAAAUACACUUAGAGUAUUUACAAAAAAACACAGGAAGCCACAGGAACAUAAAAAAAAAACACAAAAAAAACAAAACCCCAGAGCCAUACCACGGUCCUGUGGCCAGAGACAGUUACUCUUCAUUACUUUCAAACAGGCUCUUGCAGAUUUUUGUAUUUAAAACAUGUUUUUCUACAUGCCAUGUUAACAACAGUGAUGUUUGCAUUUUUGAUGUCCAAGUGCAUUAAACCCAACUGUACUGCAUACGUGUAAUAAAAUAUUUUUUAAUGAAUUGCAAA
Messenger RNA from Cynoglossus semilaevis (tongue sole), 2614 nucleotides. RefSeq names its product potassium channel, subfamily K, member 4b (gene kcnk4b). The record is from RefSeq and is a predicted model, not a curated record. The transcript has 10 exons. Gene Ontology annotation, biological process: stabilization of membrane potential; potassium ion transmembrane transport. Gene Ontology annotation, cellular component: plasma membrane. Gene Ontology annotation, molecular function: outward rectifier potassium channel activity; potassium ion leak channel activity. The coding region runs from base 307 to 1992 and encodes 561 amino acids. Lineage: Eukaryota; Metazoa; Chordata; Actinopteri; Pleuronectiformes; Cynoglossidae.